This is a messenger RNA of Pocillopora damicornis (cauliflower coral), 1986 nucleotides long. Its product is annotated as solute carrier family 2, facilitated glucose transporter member 8. NCBI's taxonomy places the organism in Eukaryota, Metazoa, Cnidaria, Anthozoa, Scleractinia, Pocilloporidae. The record is from RefSeq and is a predicted model, not a curated record. Gene Ontology annotation, biological process: carbohydrate transport; transmembrane transport. Gene Ontology annotation, cellular component: membrane. Gene Ontology annotation, molecular function: sugar transmembrane transporter activity.
AUGGCAGAGUUACAAAUCGAAAACUCCCACUCGGAAUCUUUUCAAUUUGAUGAACCGAAAGAUCAAGACAGAGUCGAAAAAGCGGUCCUUGCCACUUUCCCUGCGGCUCUUGCCUCCCUCAGCUUUGGUUACUGUCUGGGAUAUUCAUCGUCAGCUUUGGAGGAUUUACAAAAUGAUAAUACCUCCUUCAACAUCAGCCUAACGGCUGAGCAAGCAUCCUGGUUCUCGUCCUUGAUUGCUUUUGGACUGAUUAUUGGGUGUCUGAUCGGUGGAUGGGCGAUUGAAAAGUUUGGUCGAAAGGGCACCACGAUGAUGUGCUCCGUACCUUUCGUCCUAGGAUGGCUCCUUAUCAGUUAUGCCCAGAGUGUUGCCAUACUUUACGCUGGUAGAUUCAUCACAGGUGUGGCGUGUGGCGCUGUCUCCUUUACUGCUCCAGUGUACAUUGCCGAGAUUGCAGCCGCCCGAGUGCGUGGAGUGUUAGCUAGCCUAAGGAGCCUGAGUUUCACAUUGGGCGUGUUGAUAUGCCUGGCAACGGGCGUCCUGUGUCAUUGGAGGUGGCUGGCUUUUAUUGGUGCAAUUCCUCCAACGCUGGUCCUUAUUCUGAUGAUUCCCAUGCCACAGUCCCCUCGCUGGUUACUGGGAAAGAACCGAACGGAUGAAGCGCUGGAAGUCCUAUUGUGGUUACGAGGUCCAGAAGCGAACAUAAAGGAGGAGUGUUCCAACAUUAAAGACACCUUAGAUCGUCAAGGGAGGCUAAAGUGUACAGAUAUUGGAACGCCCACAAUAGCAAAGCCCUUAAUCAUUAGCGUCGGGAUUUUUAUGUUUAUGGAAUUAACUGGAACAGAUGCAAUACUCUUCAAUGCGGCAAAUUUAUUCAAAAUUGUGGGCAUCGCAAAUGAGAAGCUCGUCGCAAUAUCUGUGGGUAUUUCUCAACUUAUCGGUAAUAUUUUUUCGUGUUUCCUCGUGGACAAAGUAGGAAGACGAAAGCUUCUGUUGACCUCUGCUCUCGUAAUGUCCUUGUCCCUAAUAACACUGGGCGUGUUCUUUGCCAUCUUUAUCCCUGCAGUUGAUGGAGGCUUCGCAACAGACGCAGACACUUCAUCUGGUUCCACCAGUCCACCGGCCGAAGAGAUUUCCUGGCUGCCAGUCUCUUCUAUUUUUCUUUUCAAUUUGAUGUUUUCCCUGGCGUGGGGGCCACUUCCGUGGGUUUUAAUUUCAGAAAUAUUUCCUCUCCGCGCACGUGGAUUUGCUUGCAGUUUUGUGACCACGGUGUUCGGAGUUACGCAGUUUAUUGUUACCAAAACUUAUCACUCUAUGGCGGCUGCGUUUACUAUCCAGGGUGUUUAUUGGGCUUACGCUGGUUUUUGUAUGCUAGGCUCCUUGUUUGUUUAUCUCCUUCUACCCGAGACAAAAGGUAAAACCUUAGAAGAGAUUGAAGAUCUUUUCGACAGACCGGUUAAACAAACAUACGAAAGUAUACAUUGAUUGGCAGCUAUUCACCUCAGUGUCACUGGCUGGUGGUGGAUAUUUACCAAGCCAGGAAGCAGCGAAGUAAAUACCAACAAUUAGCCCCCGACACUGAGGUAAAUAAUUAUUUUAGUGUAUACUAAAGCAGUGAGAUGAUAUAGCACAAAAAGGUUAUUUUAACUUAUUUAUUCCCGCAACGGUUACAAUAUUUUCGGGCGCAAAUCGCGCGCGCCUUGCUUCGAGUAGAAUAGCAAAGGAUAUUCGGAUUUUAAGUAGCCAAUCAGUGCGUUUUCAACGCUUUCUGCUGUUUUAGUAUUACAUAUCUAAUCUAAUGAGUCGGUUUGUGUACAAAUGCAGUGGAUACGCCAGGGUGACGGCUCAGCUUGGUAAACAAUAGCAUUAGACUUUGCUGUGAGUAUACGGGAAAAUUCAGUUGAGUGGCAAUCUCAAAGGGAGAGCCACUGCUCAGUUGGACUAGCAAUACAAUUAUAUCUGGAGACAAUAAAGAUAGCAACAAUA